Aspergillus nidulans FGSC A4 is the source of this 1236-nucleotide messenger RNA. RefSeq names its product putative MFS transporter. Gene Ontology annotation, cellular component: membrane. The transcript is spliced from 6 exons. Bases 1 to 1236 code for a protein of 411 amino acids. Gene Ontology annotation, biological process: transmembrane transport. NCBI's taxonomy places the organism in Eukaryota, Fungi, Ascomycota, Eurotiomycetes, Eurotiales, Aspergillaceae. Gene Ontology annotation, molecular function: transmembrane transporter activity. The record is from RefSeq and is a predicted model, not a curated record.
AUGGAGACUCUUCAAAUCGAAGCUGAACCACCAGCACCUCGUCUUCUGCUGCUCAAACUCAUCAGCUCGGGCUUCUCGUUCUUCGUGGCGGGGCUAAAUGACGGCAGUCUAGGUGCUCUUGUCCCAUAUAUCCGCCAGGAGUACGACAUAGACACUAAUAUGGUCUCCAUCGUUUAUGGGACUACCUUCUUCGGCUGGUUUUUUGCCGCGCUCACCAACAGCUUUCUAGGCCAGUACUUUAAUACUGGUGUCCUACUCCUUCUUGGGGCAGCGCUGCAGGUCCUGGCGCAUGCAUUACGCACUUGGGCCCCGCCAUUCCCGCUGUUCGCGGUGACGUUCUUCAUUGCCGCGCUGGGCCAGGCGUACCAAGAUACCCAUGCGAACAACUUUGUUGCCACUGUCAAGGGCGCCCAUCGAUGGCUCGGGUUUAUCCAUGCCAUGUAUAUGGGCGGCUGUCUGGUUGGACCCUUUGUGUCUACCGCGGUGGCGUCCUCGGGAAAGAGCUCGCACUGGGAGCUGUUCUAUACCACACCGCUGGGCAUGGGGGUAGUAAAUCUCGGGCUGGUCUGGGUGGCCUUCCACGAGUGGGCGACCAUGAGGCAGCGCGAGCAGGGCGGACGAGUCGAGGGUCCUGCGUCGCGCAAGCAGGAGGCGGCGACUGAGAUCAAGAGGACUCUUGCUACGCCGGCAGUCUGGCUGCUCAGCCUGUACUUCUUCUUUUUCCUUGGAGCAGCCAUCACCGCGGGAGGCUGGAUCGUCGAGUACCUGGUUCACGUCCGCAACGGUGAUCUCGACAAGAUGGGCUACGUGCCGGCCGGGUUCUACGGUGGCAGUUUUAUCGGUCGCCUGGUGCUCGCCGAGCCAACCUAUCGAUUCGGCGAGCGCCGAAUGAUUCUCCUCUACGUAGUGCUUUGCCUUGCCCUGGAGUUGGUCUUUUGGCUGGUUCCUAAUAUUAUCACGGAAGCCGUCGCGAUCAGUCUACUGGGACUCUUCUCUGGUCCAUUCUUUGCCACGCUGUUCGCAGCAGAGAUCCGUUCACCCGCGCUAGUGCCGCUGACAACGGCAGCCUUCAUCUUCCUCAUGGGACAGAUUGGAGGAUCGAUAUUUCCGGCCGUCACCGGCGUUAUUGCUGCGCGGUCUGGAGUCAAGGUCCUGCAGCCCAUGCUGGUCGGUUUGCUUGGAGCAACGGGAGUUUCCUGGUUGAUUAUACCAAAGCCGCGUCUGCACCACGAUUAA